GAGAUGUACUCAACCUCAAAAUCUCCUUCUUCCUCUUGCAAGACGUUGCCAAUUAGAUUAGAUGAUAGCAUUCUGGAUGAAUGUAUUGAACAAAUAUCACAAGAGUGUUUUGAAGAAUGGCAUAAAUUGAGUGAACUGCAUAGGUGCAUACCACAAUGCAAACAAGACAAGGAAUUGGAUAAAUCAUAUAAAGAAAAGAGUAAUUCAUUUAUCGAUUAUGCUAAUGGGGGAGGGAUAGUAGCAAAAUUUAAGUUGGAAGUGUUUUUUCCAGAUGCAAAGGAAACGGAUAUACGUUCUCAAGUAAUAAGUGAAAUAAUGGUCAAAAAACGGCUUUAUGACAAUGUCCAACAAUAUAAACAAACCUUACCACGAUUGCGUGAAGAAGUGCAAGAGGCAAAGGAACAGCUGAAAAGUAGUGUAUUGAUUAGAGAGCAGAAAAACCUGACAGAGAAUGAAUCGAUAAAUGUAGUGUUGAGGGGCAAACUUGACAGUUUAAAGCGGCAGUAUGAGACUCCUGUUGAAGCAGAGAAUGCCGAAUUGAGAAAACUAAGAAAUCAGCUAAAAAUAGCAAAAGACAAUAUGACUACUUUGAUGAAAGAAUUGAUUGUGUUUGUGGAUAAGCAUUUUCCUCCUACUAUACUUAUGCAAGAUGACAGUGAUUCUGAAAAUGAAGGUCGAGUUGUUACUUCAUCACUAAAAGAAUUGCUUGAGGACCUUAUGAACCAAUCAUUCUCAAACCCUGACCCAUAUGUCCAAAUCAAUUCUAAACAAGUCUGGUUACCAUAUGUUGAGUUACUUAUUCGAGCUGGUAUUGCAAUACAACAUCCAAAAGAUGCUUACAAAAUUAAGCUUAUUGAGUUUCAUUUAUAA
Paraglomus occultum is the source of this 870-nucleotide messenger RNA. The record is from the annotation of a GenBank genome assembly. Lineage: Eukaryota; Fungi; Glomeromycota; Glomeromycetes; Paraglomerales; Paraglomeraceae.